This is a messenger RNA of Gastrolobium bilobum, 1002 nucleotides long. RefSeq lists its product as uncharacterized. The transcript has a single exon. Lineage: Eukaryota; Viridiplantae; Streptophyta; Magnoliopsida; Fabales; Fabaceae. The coding region runs from base 1 to 1002 and encodes 333 amino acids. The record is from RefSeq and is a predicted model, not a curated record.
AUGGCUAACAAGCAAGACCAGCCAAUUAAUUUAUCUCCACAUGCCAAAGUUCCUUAUCCUCAGAGGUUGAAGCAAGAAAUUCAAAAACAGCAUUAUGCAAGGUUUCUGGAUAUUUUCAAGAAACUACAGAUCAACAUUCCAUAUGCUGAAGCCUUGAAAAACAUGCCUUACUAUGCAAAAUUUAUGAAGGAUCUUUUGUCUAAGAAAAGGAAGUUGAAAGAUGGUGAGACUGUGGCUUUAACAAAGGAAUGUAGCACCCUGAUUCAAAAGAAGCUUCCUCCAAAGUUAAAGGACCCAAGUAGUUUCAGCAUUCCGAUUGCUAUUGGAGAUGUGGAAGUAGGAAAAGCACUUUGUGACUUGGGGGCCAGUAUAAAUUUGAUGCCAUUAUCUGUCUGCAGAGCUUUGGGGAUUAACAAGCUGAAAACCACUAAUGUUAUCCUACAUCUAGCAGAUAGAUCAAUUAAAAGACCAGAAGGGGUGGUAGAAGAUGUUCUGGUCAAGGUGGAUAAAUUCGUUUAUCCUGUAGAUUUUGUAAUACUAGAUAUGGAAGAGGAGGAUACUGAAAGUCCUCUACUCCUAGGGAGACCAUUUUUAGCCACUGCAAGAUCUCUGAUUGACGUUGAACAAGGAAAUUUGAUGUUAAAGAUGGAUGAAGAAACAGUCACCUUUGAUGUGUUUGAUGCUAUUAAACAUCUCGUUGAUGUGGAGGAUUGUUUCAAAGUAGAUGUCAUACAGGAGGCUGUGGAAGAAGUGAUAGAAGAGGAAAACUCUUCACUUGAGGAAGACAAAUUCAAGGAGGAAACAAGUGUGGAAUACUUUACAGAAGAACCGAAAGUAGAAGAGUUAGAAAAGAAAGUAGAUGAUAUUCCUAAGGGAGCAUCCAAGGUGGAACUUAAAGAACUUCCAUCAAAUCUCAAGUAUGUGUUUCUUGGAGAUGAUCAAACAUACCCAGCCAUUAUUAAUGCAUUGUUGUCUGAAUGGGAGGAAGUAAAGUUGAAUUAA